Messenger RNA from Prosopis cineraria, 2343 nucleotides. RefSeq names its product tryptophan aminotransferase-related protein 2. NCBI's taxonomy places the organism in Eukaryota, Viridiplantae, Streptophyta, Magnoliopsida, Fabales, Fabaceae. Gene Ontology annotation, biological process: amino acid metabolic process. The record is from RefSeq and is a predicted model, not a curated record. The transcript has 6 exons. Gene Ontology annotation, molecular function: carbon-sulfur lyase activity; transaminase activity. Bases 642 to 2069 code for a protein of 475 amino acids.
GGACCUUCUGUAACUUUUUACCGUUUAUUUAUUUAUAGUGUGUAUAUAUUUCCGCAUUCAAUACCAUCCCCGAAAUGAAACAGUGAAUCUACGCUCACGUUAGCUUUACUGUCUCCAAGAUCUAGCUUCCCAGUUUUCUUUCCUGCUCCUUUUUUCUGGGUAAACCCAACUAAAUCUCUUGAUUACUGACAUAAUCUCCUUCCCGAUUCCAUCAAGAAUCAUCCUUCAUUCUUCCCCCCACCUCCAAAUCCUCCGUUUUCCAUACUCACGUGUUGUUUCGACCCAGAGCUCCUUCAUAUUUGCCUCCCUUGUUUAUACUCCUCUCAAAUCAUUUUCUGUUUCCAUGCUGGGGUCCUUGCAAGAAUCUCUUUACUCUGCUCCUGACUUUCUCGGAAUUCUCACGGGAUUUGCAUUACAGAUUCUUCUCAUCUCCAACCCCCUGUGAUUGGAAGCCUUGUUUUCCUUCUGUCUGAGGUCUUGCGCUUUGUUGGCGGGUGUUCUGUUGAAUGAGACAAGCGGUUAAGAAGCUUGCACCCCAUUCAAUUCAAUUGCAAUACAUGGCUUUUUUCUGAUACGUUAUCAUACCACGAAGGUGUUCUUCCUCUGGUUCUAUAGCUUACUCUGUUCUGUUAUCGGGGAGCAUGGCAAAGCUUCCCAAUAUGUUGUCUUUGUGGAACUUGUUGGUGUUGUCGCUGGCUUUAAAUGUGAGUUUGAUACUGAGAAUGGUGUAUGAGAGCGAAGAAGGUUACAAAGGCUCUUCUUGCUUCAAGAAACAGAGAGAUGGGCAUGUCGUUCACGAGGCACGUUUCGCUUUAUCUUCCUCCUCCUUCUCCUCGUCUUCGUCUUCCAAUUUGGCUAAUUCCACUCGUGCCAAUCAUCCACAAGGCAGCGAAAGAGUAAUCAACCUCGACCACUCUUGCUGUGCCUGUCUCGUUUUAAUUUCAAUGGGAGGCAUGGUACACUACAGUCACUGCACAGUGCAUACAAAAUCCUGCGGAGAUCCGACAAUUUACGAGACAUUUUGGCGACAAAUGGGUGACAAGACCACGAUAACAAUCCCAGGAUGGCAAUCCAUGAGCUAUUUUUCCGAUGCCACCAACAUUUGUUGGUUUCUAGAGCCUGAGUUGGCGAAGGAGGUGGUGAGGCUGCACGAUGUGGUUGGCAAUGCUGUCACAGAAGGUCGCCAUAUUGUAGUUGGCACGGGUUCUUCUCAGCUCUUUCUGGCCGCUCUCUAUGCUCUCUCCCCUCCUGAUGCAGCUGAACCAAUCAGCGUUGUAUCCGCCGCACCAUAUUACUCGUCAUACCCAUCAAUGACUGAUUACCAGAAAUCAGGACUGUACAAAUGGGCUGGCGAUGCAGAUAGUUUUGACAAAGAAGGACCUUACAUUGAGCUUGUCACUUCCCCAAAUAACCCUGAUGGAUAUGUGAGGCGCUCUGUGGUGAACCGGAGCCAGGGAUUACUGGUUCAUGACCUGGCCUAUUAUUGGCCACAAUACACUCCUAUCUCUUCCCCUGCAGAUCAUGAGCUCACUCUUUUCACCGUCUCUAAAAGCACUGGCCAUGCAGGAAUGCGAAUAGGGUGGGCUCUUGUAAAAGAUCAAGAGGUGGCUAAGAAAAUGACUAAAUUUAUAGAGCUGAAUACAAUAGGUGUGUCAAAGGACUCGCAGCUGAGAGCUGCCAAGGUCCUGAGGGCAGUGUCAGAUGGCUGCGAGCAAGAAAGAAGCUCCCAAGGGGGAGAAUCCUUCUUCAAGUUCAGCUACAUCCUCAUGGCUCAGAGAUGGAAGCAGCUCAGAGCAGCUGUUGAACGCAGCGCAAUGUUCAGCUUGCCAAGCUUUUCUCCUUCAUUCUGCACCUUCUUCACUCAGGUCCUUGAACCUCAACCUGCUUUCGUGUGGUUGAAGUGUGAGGGGGAUAUAGAAGACUGUGAGAGCUUUCUUCGAGGGCACAAGAUCUUAACAAGAAGUGGGAGGCACUUUGGGGUUAGCCCCAAGUACGUGAGAAUUAGCAUGUUGGACACAGACGAAAAUUUCAUGCGGUUUUUAGACAGAUUGUCGACCAUACAGUCAUGAAUCAAACAAAGAAACGCAAGUGUUUGUAGCUAGGGAGCAGGAUUGGAUUAUUUAUGUGCAACCAGGAAACUCAGGAACACAAUUUUGUUGAUCCAUGGGGAAUGAACGUGGUGAUCUCUUUAAAAAUAUAUGUAACUACUGGCCUUGGGUUUCAACUUUUGCCACAGCAUAAUAAUUUAUUAGCCAUGGUGCUUCUCUGUGCGGUUUAUUGGCCAAAUCCAGUGUGUUUACAUUGGUAUUUGAAAGAAUGAAAGAGUCAGACAUUUUUGUGUAA